Porites lobata is the source of this 4034-nucleotide messenger RNA. The record is from the annotation of a GenBank genome assembly. Lineage: Eukaryota; Metazoa; Cnidaria; Anthozoa; Scleractinia; Poritidae.
AUGACAGGCGAGGGUUUAGAAACAGUCUACGAAUGUAAAUAGAUGACGAACAUGAAAUGAAAUGUAACUAUUGGCUCAAAGUUAAGGCGCCACCAACAUAGGUUCAGUGGGAAUGUCAUACUACUGUGUACCAUUUUUGUUGGGAAAACUGCGUGUCAAAAAUACCUUUUUCAAAUCCUUUCCCAAAAAAAUGCCCGGAUUGACUGGAUUGUGAAUCUCAAAAAUUCGAAUUUGGAUUUGAUCCAAAGAAUUCACUAAAGGUGUGUAUUUUAUGGAUUCAUGAUCCGUUUUUGGAUUUGCCUAAGAAACGCACCCUAAGUUAAACUGCUUGCAAAAUACGUUAUUGAAGACUUAUACAAAACAUGGACUCCCCGCACCUCUCUGGACCUAAACCAUGGACCUCUUGAUGAACCUGGUCCAUCGACUACCCACGUGGACAACUCCUAAUUUUUGUAGAUAAAUUUUUACCAAUUUUUUUUUUAUCUGAAUCCCAUUAGCUAAAUUCCAUUCAUGGGUUUGGUUUAGUUUGGACCUACUUUUAAUAUACUUGCCUCGAAGGUUUUUUUUUUUUUUUAACCUUGACUUCACCUUAAUUCUUCCAUAAGCUGGCCAAAAAAAAUCCAUUAUCAAGCCAUCAUGACCUCAUACAAAGCAAUUAACGCAAAAAAAUCGUCUCCUGUCAUCUGAUUCUCUUUUUACAAAACCAACAACUUAAUUAUUUACCGAUAUCAAUUCUGACAAGCACACAUAAACUGGGCAAGGGAAGAACAAUGAGGAAAUAAGAAAUAUAAUACUCAAACAACUGGAAACAAUUUCUUAACAGAUGUAUCGUCAUCAGAACCCGCAGUGAUACCAACAGCAGUUUCCACAACUUCACGAACUUCAACAAACAAGCUUUCUCAACAAGGUGAGUAAUUGUCUGCAUUGUUCCUUCAACUUGGACUUGGACUUGGACUCGUUCUUUUGUUUUGUGUUUGUUUUUGUUUUAUUUCACCUUUAAACUUUGUCUUGGUCUAUAAACUCGCCAAACAGAGAACAAACAAACAAAUUUUCAAUAUGUAGCCAUUCAUGAUCUCACAAUAAGCCAUUAACGCAUAACUAUCGUCUGCACCAUCUGAUUCUCUUUUACUAAACCAAUAACUAAUAACCGAUAGCAAUUCUGGCAAAAGCACAUAAACUGGACGGGGGAAGCACAGUAAUGAUGAUAUUAAAACUAUAUAAAUACUGAAAAAACUGGAAAACAAUCUAGUGUGAGUAGUUAUUAUCAUGCUCCUCAACAGACGUAUCGUCAUCAGAAGCCACAGUGAUACCAACAUAUAUUUCCACAGCUUUACUAGAUUCAGCAAUCAAACCUCCUCCACUCGGUGGGCAAUUUUCUGUGUCUUUGCUUCAACUUUUAUUUACCGUUAUAGUCUAGCUGAUAUAGCUAAAUCAUUCUGAAUCCAUUGGUACCGGACAAAUACAUGUGUAACAAUCUACAGAUAGUCUUACAUUUGAACCCUUUUAAUGCAGACACUGAUCUGAGGGCGCCAUAGACAGUAGCGGUAUCAAUGGCCAUUUUUAUACUGCUGUCGCAUUAUCUGCCUGGACGAACUUGUGCAAACAUUUGUAGUUCGUCUGGUUAUGCGUCUUAAGCAUAAAGACGGACCCGGGCACAAGACGCAUUACGUGUCUGGACGAAGUAUCCUUUGUAAUACGUCGUGAACGACGCACUACUGAGGUAGACAAAUGUUAGCAAAACUUCAGCCAGAUGGUUAAUUUUGCCUCCUCAGUAUAAAAAAAGGCCAAUGACACUUGAUUUAUCUUCCAACUUGCUCUAUCAACUUGAUAAGCCUGUUAACAAAAGCAGGAGCCUAUGGCUUCUGUCUGGAAGGUCACUUCUUGUUUAUUCUAAAAGUAAAGCUCUGAAAAUGAAAGGAAGAGAAGCAUGAAAAUGCUUUCAGAGUUAAACUACUUGAGAAAUACGUUAUUGAUGAUAAUUUAUGCAUUAGGUUCGGCACAUAAAUAUUUCGAUGUCUGAAUUAAAGUCGUUCCAAAGUCGCAAUACUAGGCCAGGUUAGGCUGAAACAAAGGCCGAGCAGUUCCAAAUUGAAAUAGAAUUUAUUCAGACGCCAAAUGUUUCGUGUACGUAAUUCCAUGUAAUUAGGUUCGGCACAAGGCACAAGUGAAUUGAAGUUCGGUGUCAUAACUAGAUUAAGACUAGGUUAAGUUGCACUGUUUCUUAAGUCUUUUAGGCCCUGUUAAGACGCCACCCCACUCACGUGUCGAGCCUGACUGAAUAGAGAGAAGUGUAACGUCUCGUUACCAUGGUAGCAAAAUGUUUGGAUCACAGGUAUGAGGAGCUUAAGAAAGACCCCGGCGAGUACGUGAACACAGCGCAAAAAUUUUCUUUCUUUCUUUUUUUUUUUUUUUAACAAUGCGAAAUCUCUUUUUGAGUGAAUUUUCGGGUUGCUGUCAUCUAAAGAUUUUGCUUCCAUGGCAACGUGAGAAGCGACUUCUUAUCUCUAUUUAAUCCUACUUUGGAGCAACAUUGGCGCUGCCACUGAUUCCGUGAGACGGCGUACGCGUGUCGAUCCUAACCUUGAUUUCAUUUACAGAGAAAGAGAAAGGCCAGGGUACAAUACCAUAUUUUUGUGCCAUAAUUGAUCAUUUUAGACAAGAUAGCGAUUCAUUUGAAUCAUUACAUUCGACAUUUUCGUGCUCUUUCACUGUCUGUAACUUUUCGGAAACAUGGCUCACAAUUUGCGACUGAACUGACCGCUAUCCAGCCCUUGAGAGAACAAGGAAUACAAAAGUAUUCCUGGCACCGUAAACAAGUUUCUUAUCUUUUGUAUUCCUGCCACCGUGAAUAAGUACCUAUUGUAUUCCUAAAGCAAGAUGAGCAAGAUUAUCCCUCUUUACCCGCCAUUUUCCUCAAUUUAGUGUUGUGCGGUUGGCAACUACCUAAAAACGAGCGCAAUUGUUGGGCAAAAAAAGAAUAUAAAUUUAAAGUGUGUAUAAUGUUUGCAUUAGGCUCUGCACUUCAGAGGAGCGCCGUAUGAAUCACCUGCCGCUCGAAUGACGUAUAAUGCGAGUACUGACUGUGUUGAAUUUGGUGUUUUUGCCACACUAAAUUAAACCUGCUUUACCAAAUUGAUUCAGACGCGGCCCUUUUGCCCUAUUUAAGUCAACGACCAAACAGAACGGGAAAAUGAAAAAUGGGAACAAAACUUAACUUGAACCCUAGCCCUAUCGGUAAAUUCAUUACUAUUCUCUUUCUCGUUCUUAUUCUCAUUUUCCCGUUGCCCUUGCUCAUUACCCACUCCCGGUUCCUUGUUUUACUAACAUCGGCUAUUAAUCUCCAGGUUGUUAUUACGUAUGCACCCCACGUAUCAGUGAUCUAUAGAGCCAUCUUCGUUUUGACUUCCACAAAGUGCAGUAAGGACCUUCUGUCACUCGUAAUUUAAUGAAACGUGUUUUGAGCAUCUAUAACGUGACUCCUAUACGCAAUGCACAGCGUUGGAGCAAAGCGUUUUGACCUUCGAUCGUUGUCGACCGAACUCCGCAACCUUUGGUUAUUACUAGUUUCAACUAAUUUUAUGUCUUUGGUUUUCGUUUUUCUAUUGUUUCUUAACUCAGCUUGUCAACAAGGGUGGAUUUGCAACGGGACGUCAUGUUAUAAAUUGGUUACGUCACUAACAUUGAGUUGGGGAAAGGCAAAGGAGGAAUGUGAAAAAUGCCAGGCCGGAUUGGUAAAGGUUGAUUCUCGUGAAGAAAAUGAUUUCAUAAAAACGGAGCUUUUGCCGACGCACAAAGACGCUGGUUACUGGAUUGGACUUUCUGAUUCUGACAACGAAGGUGACUGGAUGUGGACGGACGGAACUCAAUUGGAUUCGGAUGGGUACAAAAACUGGGAAGAUGACCACCCGAAAAAUAACGAAAAUAAUAAUGAGGAUUGUGUUGUAAUAAGAAUAAGAAAAUCCGAUCCAGUCUACCACGGGAAGUGGCGUGAUCUACCAUGCUCAUUAGACAAGAAAUUUAUUUGUGAAAAGUAA